GCCUCAAGUCGUUCGUACAAGCGCACGUUUCGCGCCAUAAUCUCAGUGUUACCAAGUGCUAACGAAGUGUCACUUACCGGGAUUUACGUACGAAUACUCCGCUUGCUCGCAUUGUCGACAUUACUGAAAACCGGCACCAUCCAUGGAUUCGCUUCGCUUCACACUCUUCUGGGCUAUAAUCGGUCUAGGAGCAUGUACAACUGACAGGGGCAUCCGAGAGACACCACCCAGCUUACUCAAGGAAGUAGAAGACAACAGCCGAUACAAAACGCUUGAAGCUAAUGCAACGCUAUUGAAGUUACUUGUUGAUGACAAGGAUGGAUUUAGCAAGACGGAAGUAUUCGACAUGCUGCACUCCAGGGACGAGGUCGUAGACCAUAUGGAUCUGCCAACGUUCCCGGAAGAUGCUGAAGAAGGGAGAGUCGACGUUCCCGUGAUUCCCGACUCAGAAGCUGAGUUCUUACAAGCGGACGUGACCGUGCGGAAGGACAGCACGCAGUCGCACUUCUCCAGGAUCCAGGGCGAACCUCUGGGCAAAGCGGCUGGCAUCAUGGUCCUCGUCACAUUCAGUAUCGUGGGCAUCGCGUACUCCGGUCUCAUCGUGUGGAGGAGGAUAUAUUUGAAAAGAAAUGGUUUGAAACAUGAACUUUUAAGAAACGAAGAAACUAUAGCUGAGACAAGGAUUGAGUUGUGAAAUCGAGAUAAGUGCAGGAACAAGAAUACUACGCAGUACUCACAGUGACACUAUCUUAUCAGCAUUACAAGAACCUACAGAAGAACUUGGGUUUGCUUGGAUCAAAAUAUUAAGACUGAAUUUUGUUAGCAUAGUUGUGUCGAAUGUUUUGUGAUUUUAUAUAAAUACUCGGAUAUCAUAAACCCUCCAUGGGGCGUUCAAUAACACAUUAUUACCACUGUUAAAUUACGACUGUUUUCUUAGGACAAAUUUGUUAUCUGUAAAAAUCUUAGAUUAAGGAUUGUUCUCCGCUCCAACCAGAUACCGCAGGCGUAGUCGCAAAGUGCGGCAACUAAUACUAAGCCCAAUUGGGCGUACUCGUGCCAGUGUGUGACAUUGACGCGCCACAUGUUCUGCAAAACUUUGAUAAUAAUAAGAGAGACAUAAAAUUAGAAAGAAAGAAAUAUGGGAUCACAUAUGAUCAGUAAUUUUGUUUUAUUUUAUUAAAUUCAAUGUAACACGAAGUGUUUAUUUUAGUUACAAAAUUUGAAAGAUGACAUUGAGCGUCAAGAUGCCACACACACAAGCAUCUCUACAAAUAGCCAAUACACACUACAAUAUAAAAUUGUUGUAGUAAAAAGUUAUUGUUCUUAGGUAGUACGGUAUCUAGUUGGAGCGCAGUGGAGACCAAUCCUUAAUCUAAGGUAAAAAUGUUAUUAUUGAUAAAUAUAAUGACAUUGAUUCAGAUAGUAUUAUUUCAUUCAAAUUUCGAACAAAUCUGAAAAACAAAGAAAUUUCAGUUGACCUAUAUAUUGUAUCGAGAUGACGUAUCGAAAUCAAAUGUGUUGCACGAAAGAAAGAUAUCAAAUGAUAUUUUAGUUGGGGCCGACCCUAGUUUGUCUUUGAAUUAAAAAAAAACAAUGACAGUUGCCAGAAAACUUUUCAUUACCGCCACUAUCGUACCGGUUAAAAUUUUACGGUGGUUAUAAUACACGGCUCCUGAAUGCAUCAUGGAGGUUUAUAUGUGGGUAGAAAGUAGAAGGUAGUAUAUGUAACUGUACAUAAUUAGACAUUAUGUACAGUCACGUCAUAAACUACUAUUAUCUGUAGGUAUUAUUGCAUAGUACCACUAAAAUUUAAAUCAAUUGCCAAGUAAAUUACCUGCGUAUACACGCAAAUAAAAAUUUAUUCGUGUUAUUCGAGUGUUUAUCGAGAAAAUAAUGUAUUUAUUUGCAAUGAAUUAAUUUCUGGCUAUGUGCAAAUGCGCUGUUAUUACUAAGAGAUAAGUUUAGGCUUAGAUCAUUUAUACGUCUAGAAUCUAGACUUAAUAGAAUGUGCCAGCUAUGAAAACGUCGAAUAAAAUUGAUGUUGAGUGUUAACCUCUAUUUUUGGGCAAUGCACGCACACUAACACAACGUGGCAUACAAUUCGCGAGUGUAAGACGUAGCUUGUCACGCACACUAAAGUAAUAAACCUGACCUGUUUUCAUCAGUUGCCUAGCAGCAAAAGGUUCUAUCUAGGCGUAUAAAUUAUCUAAGUGUUAAGGUUUUACUUUGAGGCUUAAUUUAGGUAGGUACACUAUCGCGAAAUGGAAUGGAUACAACGACGACCAUAGAAUUACAAUAUACUAGCCUAUAGACAGACACUGACGCAACAAUAUGAGCGCGAGGGGGUGAAAGGGGAACGGGAGGGGGAGUUAUGUUCCAAGGAGGGCCAGAGAUUAGGUGGCCGUGUACCACUGUUUUAUAAUUUAACAUAAUACUUGAAAGCAUAACUUAAUAAUAUAAUAUUAUACCUACGAGGAUAUUUAAAUAGUGUAAAUAUAUCAUUUCGAGUUACGAAUUGAACACAGAGCUAUAUGAAGUUGCGGCCCAGUUGUCAAUAUACUUUCCAAGGUGUAGAUCAGUAUAGAAAUUGUUUCCAUUCCGGUCCGCGGCAAUGUAAAUUGAACUUAAGCUUCAAUGUAAACAAUCAUUCUAUACAAAUAUUUUAUACUGUAUACUUUUAUUCAAAUUUACUCCAAUAAUAGAUAUUAUAAUGACGAAUAUUUUUGUUAACUUAAUAAUAAGUCGUAAAAAUGCUUGAACGGAGGUAGAAUAAUAUUAAUUAAAGUAUCUCCUUACGUAUGUACUUGUACCUAUAAUGUAAUUAGUUAUUUAUCUAUUCCUUACCAGUGGGAGGCUCCUUUGCACAUGCCGGUUAGAUUAUGGGUACCACAAUGGCGCCUUUCUGCCGUGAAGCAGUAAUGUGUAAGCAUUAUUGUGUAUCGGUCUGAAGAGCGCCGUGUAGUUACUUGGCAAAUGAGACUUAACAUCUUAUGUCUCAAGGUAACGAGCGCAAUUGUAGUGCCGCUCAAAAUGUUUGGGUUUUUCAAGCAGUGGGAGGCUCCUUUGCACAUGCCGGUUAGAUUAUGGGUACCACAAUGGCGCCUUUCUGCUGUGAAGCAGUAAUGUGUAAGCAUUAUUGUGUAUCGGUCUGAAGAGCGCCGUUUAGUUAAUGGGCAAAUAGGACUUAACAUCUUAUGCCUCAAGGUAGCGAGCGCAAUUGUAGUGCCGCUCAAAAUGUUUGGGUUUUUCAAGCAAUGGGAGGCUCCUUUGCACAUGCCGGUUAGAUUACGGGUACCACAAUGGCGCCUUUCUGCCGUGAAGCAGCAGUAAUGUGUAAGCAUUAUUGUGUAUCGGUCUGAAGAGCGCCGUGUAGGUACUGGGCAAAUGAGACUUAACAUCUUAUGUCUCAAGGUAACGAGCGCAAUUGUAGUGCCGCUCAAAAUGUUUAGGUUUUUCAAGAUUCCUGAGCAGCACUACAUUGUAAUGGGCAGGGCGUAUCAAUUACCAUCAACUGAACGUACUGCUCGAUUCGUCUCUUAUUGUCGCAAAAAAAUAUAUAAUAUAUAUAUAUAUAUACAGCUUCUACAGCUUCGCAAAAUCUGUAUUCGUAGGAGGCACCUUCUGAAUUUUUUUUUCUAUAGUUUACUUGUUAAAAGUAGAAAUUAUAUAUAUCUUAUGAUUUCGUUUGACUAUAAUUAACUUAACUAGUUUACAUAAUUCAAUAUUGUAUAAUAUUAACUACCUAAGUACUUACAUAAAAUAAAAUGUUAAAGAAGAGAAACAGAGUACUAAAAAUGUUGUAACUCCUGAAUGAAAUAUUAAAUUUAUUUUAAUUGGGUGUGAUCUAUAUUAUGAGGAUUGAAUUUAUAAGGUGUGCCAUAGUUAAGCAACAAUACUCUUGUAUUUUUAUCGUCGUAAAAGUGUCAAUAGGAAAAUUGCGUAAUUUAUUUAAUUUAACAUAUUGAAAUGUCUGUGAUGUAUGAUAGAAUAGAAACAUUUUAAAUAAAAUAAAGAAAUCAAA
This is a messenger RNA of Leptidea sinapis, 4021 nucleotides long. RefSeq lists its product as uncharacterized. The record is from RefSeq and is a predicted model, not a curated record. NCBI's taxonomy places the organism in Eukaryota, Metazoa, Arthropoda, Insecta, Lepidoptera, Pieridae. The transcript is spliced from 7 exons. Bases 143 to 694 code for a protein of 183 amino acids.